This is a messenger RNA of Balaenoptera musculus (blue whale), 2070 nucleotides long. It is a transcript of the gene HDAC2, whose product is annotated as histone deacetylase 2. The record is from RefSeq and is a predicted model, not a curated record. Gene Ontology annotation, molecular function: histone deacetylase activity. Bases 268 to 1734 code for a protein of 488 amino acids. NCBI's taxonomy places the organism in Eukaryota, Metazoa, Chordata, Mammalia, Artiodactyla, Balaenopteridae. The transcript is spliced from 14 exons.
UUGGCUGCCCCCUCCCCCUCCCCAGUGUCGCGAGUUGGCGCCGCUGCCACCCCCCGGUCCGCGCUCUUGGCCACUCGGCCGGGCGGUACCGAGCCCUCCCGGCACUCCCCUCCUGUCUUCCCUCCGACCUUCCGGCCUGCCUUUCCCCGCGGCACUGCCACCCCCACACCUUCGCCCCAGCCCUCUUCUCUCCCCGCCGAGCCGCGGCGGCAGCAGCAGCAGCAGCAGCCAGAGGAGGAGCCGGAGGCGGCGGUGGCCGGGGAGCCCAUGGCGUACAGUCAGGGAGGCGGCAAGAAGAAAGUCUGCUACUACUACGAUGGUGAUAUUGGAAAUUAUUAUUAUGGACAGGGUCAUCCCAUGAAACCUCAUAGGAUCCGCAUGACCCAUAACUUGCUGCUAAAUUAUGGCUUGUAUAGAAAAAUGGAAAUAUAUAGGCCCCAUAAAGCCACUGCUGAAGAAAUGACAAAAUACCACAGCGACGAGUACAUCAAAUUUCUACGUUCAAUAAGACCAGAUAACAUGUCUGAGUAUAGUAAGCAGAUGCAGAGAUUUAAUGUUGGAGAGGAUUGUCCAGUGUUUGAUGGACUCUUUGAGUUUUGUCAGCUUUCAACUGGUGGUUCAGUUGCUGGGGCUGUGAAGUUAAACCGACAACAAACUGAUAUGGCUGUUAACUGGGCUGGAGGAUUACAUCAUGCUAAGAAAUCAGAAGCAUCAGGAUUCUGUUAUGUUAAUGAUAUUGUGCUUGCCAUCCUUGAAUUACUAAAGUAUCAUCAGAGAGUCUUAUAUAUUGAUAUUGAUAUACAUCAUGGUGAUGGUGUUGAAGAAGCUUUUUAUACAACAGAUCGUGUAAUGACUGUAUCAUUCCAUAAAUAUGGGGAAUACUUUCCUGGAACAGGAGACUUGAGGGAUAUUGGUGCAGGAAAAGGCAAAUACUAUGCUGUCAAUUUUCCAAUGAGAGAUGGUAUAGAUGAUGAAUCAUAUGGGCAGAUAUUUAAGCCUAUUAUCUCAAAAGUGAUGGAGAUGUAUCAACCUAGUGCUGUGGUGCUACAGUGUGGUGCAGACUCACUAUCCGGUGAUAGACUUGGUUGCUUCAAUUUGACAGUCAAAGGUCAUGCUAAAUGUGUAGAAGUCGUAAAAACUUUCAAUUUACCAUUACUGAUGCUUGGGGGAGGUGGAUAUACAAUCCGCAAUGUUGCUCGAUGUUGGACAUAUGAGACUGCUGUUGCCCUUGAUUGUGAGAUUCCCAAUGAAUUGCCAUAUAAUGAUUACUUUGAGUAUUUUGGACCAGACUUCAAACUGCAUAUUAGUCCUUCAAACAUGACAAACCAGAACACUCCAGAAUAUAUGGAAAAGAUAAAACAGCGUUUAUUUGAAAAUUUACGCAUGUUGCCACAUGCACCUGGCGUCCAAAUGCAAGCUAUUCCGGAAGAUGCAGUUCAUGAAGACAGUGGAGAUGAAGAUGGAGAAGAUCCAGACAAGAGAAUUUCUAUUCGAGCAUCAGACAAACGGAUAGCUUGUGAUGAAGAAUUCUCAGAUUCUGAGGACGAAGGAGAGGGAGGUCGUAGAAAUGUGGCUGAUCAUAAGAAAGGAGCAAAGAAAGCUAGAAUUGAAGAAGACAAGAAGGAAACGGAGGACAAAAAAACAGAUGUUAAAGAAGAAGAUAAAUCCAAGGACAAUAGUGGUGAAAAAACAGAUACCAAAGGAGCCAAAUCAGAGCAGCUCAGCAACCCUUGAAUUUGAGAGUCUCAUCACUUUCAGUGAGAAAAUAUUGGGAAGAAAAAUGUUUUCUUUUUGAAGACUUCUGGCUUCAUUUUAUACUACUUUGGCAUGGACUGUAUUUAUUUUCAAAAUGGCUUUUUUGGUUUUGUUUUUCUUGGCAAGUUUUAUUGUGAGUUUUCUAAUUACGAAGCAAAAUUUCUUUUCUCCACCAUGCUUUAUGUGAUAGUAUUUAAAACUGAUGUGUUAUUAUGUCAAAAAACUGCUCUAUUAGAGAAGUAAUUGGCCUUUCUGAGCUGAUUUUUCCAUCUUUUGUAAUUAUCUUUAUUAAAAAAUUGUACUUGGAUUGUCUUU